GCAUCCUUAGCCCGGCCCAGGGACAAACCUCCUUCCGGGCGAUCCUUCGCGUGUGCCUCAGUCGUGAUCCAGACCUUGUGUGGAACAGGUAUCCCUACGUUUGUCUUCCUCUGUGGCCUGCAUAGAUAUUAUCUGCAUGGGAGGUCCGAUGAUGCGAGCAACACCUCUGGUGUUGACCUUGUGGGUGUUAGCGGGCUGUGUGUCAGGGCAAGGCGAUGGAGACUUCUGGUGGUUGAGGGACACGACGGAGGAUUCCAUUAAUGCAGCGGACUCCUCCCUUGGGGACCAACCUGCGUGCGAGUGCGUCAAGUACUACCUGUGCAUUAACGGCACCAUCAGCACGUCGGGGGUGGGCAUCAUAGAUCUCCGCUUCGGAGGCCGCAAGCCCACGCCCCCUCCUCGCAACCGCAACGGACCGCAGUGCCCCGAUCUUUACGACGUAUGUUGCUUCCCACCGACGCCUACCACGGUUUCCCCUCCGACGUCGACCCCUGCAUUGCCAACUCUGGCUCCGGACACGCCCUGCGGGUGCGUCUCCUUCGUCAACUGCACGGCGGAGCGUAUCGUCAGCGACGGCAAUGGAAAUACGUCGCUCGAAGCCUUCGGGAUCUACGUAUCCCAUUCCAAGUGCCCUCACGCGUUCACCGUCUGCUGCGCUUUCGAAGCUACCGAACCUCCUCUUGCUGCAGCGACGAGCUCCAGCCAUCCUCAUUGCGACUGCGUCGAUACCUUCAUGUGUGAUGCCAAAGGUACCAUCGUUACUUCAGGGUCGGGACUGCUGGACUUGCGAACGUUGUACCCUAAUCCUAAUCCAGACAUCAUCUGCGAAGACCAGAGGCAAAUCUGCUGUAAUCUGCCAGAGGCUGAGCGCACUACCGGCAUUGUCGCGGGAACCACAUUAUCAACAACGAUCCGCCCUGGGCCAAGGCCACACCAAACAAUUGGAAAGGUAGUGGAACCUUCGCCCAGUUGCGGGACGAGGAACACGCAAGGUAUUGCGGCUCGGGUGCUGGGUUUCCGCCAGGGGGAGAGUCAAUUUGGGGAGUUCCCGUGGGUCGUGGCCGUCCUGCGCCAGGAGCUCAUGAUGGAAAAGCCCGUGCAUCUCUUCGUCGGAGGAGGGACGCUCGUCCACCCAAGGAUGGUGAUUACGGCCGCACACAAAGUCGCCGGGAUUCGAGUGAACAAACUAUGGGCUAGACUCGGUGAAUGGGACACCCAGACGCAGCUCGAGCCUUACGAACACCAGACCAUCCAGGUAGAGGAGGUGGUCCUUCAUCCAGAUUUCAACCCGAGAACCCUCUUCAACGACGUGGCCAUAAUGAUCCUCCAGAAUGAAUUCGUGAGAGCACCGCACAUCAACCACCUCUGCAUGGCAAAGGAAGUUGAAGAAGUUGAUCCUGCCGGUUGCGUUAUCAACGGAUGGGGGAAGGAUAGCUUUGAGGACAAAGGCACAUAUCAGCUGAUCAUGAAAUCCCUGACGCUUCCACUGGUGGACUCUAAGCUCUGCCAGAGCCAACUUCGCACGACGCGUCUGGGACGCUACUUCGUAUUGGACAAGUCCUUCGUUUGUGCUGGAGGGGAGAAGGGAAAGGACGCCUGUACGGGAGACGGCGGUGGUCCGCUAGCAUGCCCUCGUAAGGAUGACCCCUCGAGAUAUCUGUUGGUGGGCAUCACGGCCUGGGGCAUUGGAUGCGGGCAAGAUGGCAUACCUGGCGUUUACGCCAACAUCCCAGCCAACUACGACUGGAUAGUCAAUCAAACAUACGGUCGCUAUCCAAUUACAACCACUACAACAACAACAACUACGACAACAACAACAACAACUACUACUACUACAACGCCUCGACCAAAAAUAACAACCGUUAAAUACAGAGAGGACUUCUACGACAUGUCAGGCAGGGCUGAUGGCUAUUCAUAUUACGAGGAUUUCGGUGACUAUAGGAGGAAACGACUCGAGAAAGAGAGGAGAAGGCAGGAGAGAAGGGAACAGAGAGAAAGAGAAAGGGAAGAGAGGAAACGAAGAAGAGAAGAGAGGAGAGAAAGAUUCAACGACCAGAGGACGGACAUAUGAAUUGCCUGAUGGGACCAGCUUUCAUACCACUCCAUCCGUGGAAGCACCUUAUCUAUACUCUUAUUAUUAUCAUUAUCAUUACUAAUUAAAUAAAGAGGAAGAAGAUGAAGACCUGCAUGAGACGAGAGUCGAAAGGUAAAUGUCAGUGUGAGUGUACUUGCUGGAGUGUAUGCCAAGGAUGCAAGAUGAUAAAAAAGUCAAAUCUGAUAAGUAUCUGGGAAACCGCGAAUAAAAAGUGACCGUAAGAUGAAGGCGCAAUGCACUGGGUCUCCCGGCUAUGUCUACUUGAGGGGAAUGAUCUUAAGGAAUGGAAAAGGCAAUAGUAUGACUUGCUGAAGGUGAAAAGUUGACCAAGAAGAAUGUAUGCAGGUUUGGUGAAAGAAGUCCUGCACUAGUCUAGGCAAAGGAGAGCGAGCCUUUGGCUCAAGUGCCAGAUACAUACCCUGGGUAUGCAUGGGGUAAAUGGUAGUUUUUUUAAAUGGCUGGAGGUUUUUAUGGUAAGAGUUAGGAAGCUGUAAGAACAUGUAUACAAAGAAAGUGAUUAAUCUUUUCUUUAAACCCACCGACAAGGAUUCAUUAAGCCUCUGUGGCUGAUAAAAGAAAUGAGAUGGAACAGUGAGAAACGUCAAAAAAAAGUUCAUUAGAUAAUAGGAGAGGAUACGAAUAAAAGUUGGAAUAAAUUACGUUUAUGAAUGAUGCCAUGUUGAUGAAGGAUAUUGAAAAAACUCUUAAAGACUUACGAGGGACCUGAACAGUUUGCAAAAGAAGGUUGAAAAUAAAUCUUAGAAAGAAUAACCCAAUGAAAAUAAAUAGUACCCAAGAAGAGAGAAGGAUAGAUGUUAGAAUGGAUGGUAUUUGGGAGUUACAGACGAUGGCAGAAUGAGAAUAUAUUGUGAAUCACUGAAGAGGUGAGUCAGGGAAACCAGAAGUUCUGGGGAAGAUGAAACAGAUUUUGAAUGAAAGCGAAGCGAAUGAAGAAUAGGAAUGAAAGUGAAUAUCAUUUGUUACGUAUGGAAGUUAGUAUGACUGACAGGAUAUUAAAAGCAAGGUCUGUAGACCUUGAUUAAAAGAACCUUUAUGCCCCUGAAACGCUAAAGUACUACGUGUGAUUCAAAGGUGAAUGGCGCAAUAAACAUAAACUAGAAGCUCCUGAAUGUCUUAAUGUCUUACGAAGCAACUUUCGCUUUGCGGAAGUUUUGUAGUACAUAGGGGCCCGUCCCUGAUAGAGCAGUUAAUGACUAUGUACGACAGUAAGUGGUUUCUUUUCUUCACAACAACCAUCGCCUCAGGUGACCAGCUGGUUUGUGAAGAAAAUGAACACCAUACAUUGAGGAUUGUAUUUUCCUUUUGUAUUGAAAAUUUCAUUAUGUUAAUGAAUAAGAAACCCAUUCUUUUCAUGGCGAAGAUUUCGCACAAAACAUCACAGGAAUCCCAGAGCGGCUGAUGCGCCUGUGACAGUCUGCCUGUUGGUACAUUAUGACGCUAGACCUGUCACAUUCCGUUGUCUAUGUUAUGUCUAGGUGUACGAACAUUGUAGCACGUAGUGUUGAGCAUGUUUAUGUACGCAAUAUAUAUAUACUGCACUUACAAUGAUCUUGGUCUUUGGUCUUUCUGGAGUGUAUUAUACAAGAUUCAGAAUGCAUAUAAAAAAAUUGAACAUUUUCAUGCCCCAGAGGAAUUAUCCCUUGAAAUAAACAAUGGAAACCCU
Molecule: messenger RNA, 3779 nt
Organism: Macrobrachium nipponense
Lineage: Eukaryota; Metazoa; Arthropoda; Malacostraca; Decapoda; Palaemonidae
Product: phenoloxidase-activating factor 2-like
Exons: 8
Coding region: 137-2071 (644 amino acids)
Biological process (GO): proteolysis
Molecular function (GO): serine-type endopeptidase activity
Source: RefSeq, a predicted model, not a curated record